Messenger RNA from Ambispora gerdemannii, 4725 nucleotides. The record is from the annotation of a GenBank genome assembly. NCBI's taxonomy places the organism in Eukaryota, Fungi, Glomeromycota, Glomeromycetes, Archaeosporales, Ambisporaceae.
AUGCCAUCAGUUGAAAGUGCAUGGUUACAGAAUAGAAAUUUCGGAGUAGUUAUAGAUGCUGGUAGUUCUGGAUCAAGAGUACAAAUAUACUCGUGGAAAGAUCAUCGAUGGGUGAGACAUAGUAAACCGGAUAGCGAGCUUUCCGUGCUCCCUACGAUUGAACUUGGGGAUGAGAAUGGUGAACAUUGGCAGAAAAAGGUUGAACCAGGCAUAUCGAGUUUUGCAAAGAAGCCAACUCUGGUUGGACCGGAUCAUCUUAAAAAAUUAUUAGAUUUCGCAUUGGAAGUUGUACCACCAGAUAUAGUUGAUAUAACACCAGUUUAUGUAUUGGCCACUGCCGGAAUGCGAUUGCUGGAAAUUGAUGAGCAGCAACAAAUUAUCGAUAACGCAUGUAACUUUAUCAGGGAUAAUUAUUUUUUUCGCAUAGAUCAAUGUAGUGCUCAUGUACAAGUGAUAACUGGUGAAUGGGAGGGAAUUUUUGGCUGGUUGGCCGUGAAUUAUUUAAAGGGCGGAUUUGAUACAGACAGUAAAAUCGCGGGUGCAAUUAACAAUAAUACAGAUGUGUAUAUUGCGGAUGAACAGAUGAAAAAAAAAAUUGAUGGCGGGCAUACGACAACGUUUGGAUUUUUGGAUAUGGGUGGAGCGAGUGCACAGAUUGCAUUUGUUCCGAAUAUUAAAGAAGCAGAAGAACACGCAAAUGAUUUAACUACGGUAGAUUUAUACACUUUGGCGGGCAUACCGUUAGAAUAUAAAGUAUUUGUUUCUACAUUCUUGGGAUUUGGGACUAAUGAAGCACGACGUAGAUAUGUAGAAGAACGUAUUCACUAUUACAUGAAAACUCAUGAGCAUUUAUUUGCUAAUCCAGAAAAUGCAAGAGAACAACCGACCACACUAUUAAAAGAUCCAUGUUUACCCGUUGAUUUAAUACUCACCGAUACGACCACAAAACCGCCAUAUUACUCAUUACAAGGAACCGGAUCAUUCGACCAAUGUCUCGAAUUGACAUCACCGUUAAUCAAUAAAACCGCGCCAUGUUACGACAAUCCAUGUUUAUUUAACGGGGUUCACACACCGAAUAUUGAUUUCUCAGUGAACCAUUUUAUUGGAAUAUCGGAAUUUUGGUACUCAACUCAUGAAAUUUUCGGAUUUGAUGGAGAAUGGGAUUACGCGAAAUUCAAAGAAAAAGCUGGUGAAUAUUGCGCAAAACAUUGGAACGACCUUCAAACUGAAUAUCGAACAAACAACAAAUGGAAAAAUUCUGGUGUGGAUUUACAACGAUUGGAAAUGCAAUGCUUUAAAGCAGCAUGGCUAACAAACAUGUUGCAUGAGGGAAUUAAUCUUCCGAAAUCAUCAAAUGAUUAUUUAAAACCCAAUGUUGACAAUAACACAAUAACAAUCCCACCAUCUUUUCAGAGUAUUAAUAAAAUAAAAGAUAUUCAAGUUAGUUGGACAUUGGGUAAAAUAGUGUUAGAAGCGUCAAAUUUAAUUCCGAAUGCGAUGGCGCCAAAUAAUCCACCACCGGAACCGCAAGGACGUGGAUUAUUUGGAUAUUAUAAUUAUAUGAUAGAAUGGAUUAUUCUUUUGGCAAUGUUCUUGUGUUGCACCGGAUUUUGGUGGGGAAUAACAAGAAAAUCGGGAUAUGGGAAAAGACGGCGACUUAGUUUUGGAUUUCUUUCGAGAUUAUUAUAUUCUCCGUUUUCUUUUUCCUCUAGAAGUAGUGCUCGAGAUGGUGGCCCCGAUUACGGAAUUCUAGAUAAUGGAGGUGUAAACGGACAAUAUUCAGCAUCUCCUUCUUCCGCUUCUUUAUUUAACCUUAUAAAAAUGGUUUCAAUUCGCUUAAGAUUAUAUAUUUUACGAAUUACUUCGCCAAUUCGAUUAUUCUUCAAGUCACCACCAUCAUCAAGAAAUAUCAAUGAUAUUGAAGAGAAUCAUUUUGGAUUUAUUAGCGUUGAUGUUUUGCCCUCGUCUGGUGCUAGUAACACUAAUAUUAAUGGGAAUGGAAAUAUCAAUGAUAUGGAAUCCAUCCAAAUCUCUACAAAAGAUAACCUCUCGAGUGGUGGUAGUAAUACCGAAAUAGGAUUUGUUAGUCCACAACCAGUGGUUAAUAUCUCUGUGAAUGGACUUUCGUCAAGAACUGUGAGUUAUACAAACUUGGCAAAGAUGAAAGAACGUACAAAUAGUCUUGGUUCAAGUAAUACAGUGGAUAUCGAAAAAAAUGCAGUUGAUGUGACCUUCUUGCCUAGUUACGCAAGAUUAAAUGAGACAAUCACUAAGGUAGCGCAACAAGAAGAAAAUUUUCAUGGUUCCAUUGUUUCUGGAGAUUCAUAUAGUGAGCCAGUUAAGCUCCCUUCCGAUUUGGAAGCAGCUGUCACAGAAAUAUGGCAAUCAAAUGAUCCACUUGAUAGUAGUGACUUCAACCCAAUAGAAUAUAUUAACCAGUUACUUCCUGACGAAGAUUCUUUGGGCUCAGUCGAUAUCACCAUGAAAAAACUACAAAUUAAAAUGCGGCAAAUCGAAAAUAAGAUACGUGAACUAACUAGGGUGAAGAAAGAUUCUUCUAGUGAAAGCCAAGGAACCGAGGAAUUGAUCGCGACAAAGAAAGCUAUAGAGGAACUCUUUGAGCGUAUAAAACAAAUAAAAGAGAAAGCUACGCAAUCGGAAAUUAUUGUGCAAGAGAUAACGCAGGAUAUAAAGUCUCUUGAUUAUGCUAAACGACAUUUGACAGUUUCUAUCACUACAUUGAAACGGUUGAACAUGCUUGUGGUAGCCAUUGAUAAAUUGAAGAAAAUGGCACGUUUAAGACAGUACAAGGAAACAUCGCAACUUUUGCAAGCAGUGCUGGAAUUGGCAAAACACUUUCAACGAUACAAAAGUAUUAAACAAAUUUCGGAUUUAUCUUCGUCCGUUACUUUAUUCCAAAAUGAUCUCAAACAGCAAAUAUUUAGAGAUUUUGAUUUGAGCUUUUCACAGGAUGGUAGUCUUAUUGCUCAAGAAGCACCGCUUGCGGAUGCUUGUUUGGUAACGGAAAUUAUGGGAAAAGACAUAAAAGAUCAACUUUGUAACUGGUAUUGUGAGAAACAAUUGCGCGAAUAUAAGCGAAUAUUUCGGGAUCGUGAAGAGAUGAGCUCCAUUGAUAACUUAACACGAAGAUACGCGUGGUUAAAUCGCGCGAUAAAAAAUUACGAUAAAGAUCAUGCGAUUAUUUUUCCAGAGCACUGGCGAUUGAAUGAAAUUCUCAGUUGGAAAUUUUGUGAAAUAACCAGAGAAGAUGUGUCCAAUACGCUUAAGAUGAUUGCGAAUGAUUUAGACGUUAAAGUUUUGUUGAAGAAUGUGCAACUUACUAUUGAGUUUGAAAAUCAGCUGUCGAAGAAAUACAAUAAUUUGGAAAAUACGGGUUCGCCCUCGUCUACAGAUUCGCCAAAACGAUACGAAUUCAAAAAAAGCAUUUCAAUAUCCUUUCAACCUUAUCUUGGCAUUUAUAUAGACGCGGAAGACAGAAUAAUUUUUGAAAUGAUCAAUUCGUAUCGUAACGAAUUAAUUUCCGAUGAAGAUCCCGUAUUUAUAUCGAGCACCGACCUAUUCUACUAUUACGGCGAAACACUUAAAAAUUUCGCAAAGUUGUCGACCGGUCAAUCGUUUCUCGAUUUGGCUGAUAUGUUUGGCAAGUGGCUGAAAAUUUAUGCAAGUGAUGUGUUGAUUGGAAAAUUGCCGAAAGAAGAAAAACGUGUAAUGACGCGUCAAGAGCUCAGAAAUAUUUGCAUCAUUCUGAAUACUACGGAUUAUUGCUAUAAUACGACAUCACAGCUCGAAAACAAAUUAAUUGAAACAAUUGAUGAAGAAUAUAAAGAUAAAAUAAAUUUUGAAGCUGAACGUGAAGCGUUCCUAAAUGUUGUCACAAUAGCAAUAACAAGUCUUGUAAAAGGAAUCGAGACGAACAACGAAGACGUAUUCACAAUGAUGAGCAAAAAGUCAUGGGGUGACUUAGAAUCGGUGGGUGACCAGUCCGAUUAUGUCUCGAUGUUUCAAUCGACUUUACGAACGUGUGUUGUCGUUGUUCAUAAGAGAAUCACAAAUAAUCGGUAUUUUCGAAUAUUUUGUGAUAGAUUCGUAGAUUCUUUUGUGAUGCGUAUUAUCAAUAAUUUGACAAAGUGCAAGCCUAUUUCUGAAAUAGGAGCUGAACAGCUAUUACUUGAUAUCCACGCUCUUAAAACGAGCAUUUUGGAGAUACCAACAUUAGGUAUCGUAAAUCCUGCGCCUCCGCCGACGACGUUUGUAAAGAUUGUCAACAAAGGAAUAAGCAAGAUAGAAACUAUCCUCAAAUUGGUUCUUACUCCUCAUGAACCACCGGAUGGCUUAGUGAGCAAUUACAUUCUUCUCAUUGGAGAUAGAAAUCCGGCCAACAUUCAAAAGAUACUGGACUUGAAAGGUAUAAAAAAGAUUGAACAGCAACCAAUAAUAAACAUGUUUCAACAGCGUAUACAAGAUCAUCCUAAUCUUGUGGAAAACUCGAGUAUCCUGUCGUUGAUGACAUGGUCCACAUCUACUACCAUACAACAAUCGCUUCCAAAUAUUCUUAAUAAUGCCGCCUUGUUAACAACAAAUGAUCGAAUAUCUAUAGCUGAUCGAAGUGGCGCCGCGGCUAAUAGGUUUAAUGUGGGCGUCCGAAAAGUGUUGGCCGGAAGAGCGUGGCUUCGUAAAGAUGGAGGAAACAAUGACGAUUCUUAA